Prunus armeniaca (apricot) is the source of this 297-nucleotide messenger RNA. Lineage: Eukaryota; Viridiplantae; Streptophyta; Magnoliopsida; Rosales; Rosaceae. The record is from the annotation of a GenBank genome assembly.
AUGUCAGCGGGGUGUCAAGGUUGGGUUUUUGCUAGGGGUGGCAUUUUAAACCCAAAAACCGCAAAAACCAACCGACAAUUUACCACAAUUAAACCGAACCACAUUUGCAGUAUUAAGAACCGAACCGCAUUUGCGGUAUUUGAUUUUCAAAACUUGCGGUUACCGCAAACCACAAAGUAUAGCCGCACGGAUGAUGAAGUUGAAUUUUACAAGGAAAUGGAACAUAUAACAACUUAUAACAUUGGUUCUCAAACAACACAACGGGGUUCUUCAAAUUCAUUCACCACCAACACUUGA